Molecule: messenger RNA, 1091 nt
Organism: Paramecium sonneborni
Lineage: Eukaryota; Ciliophora; Oligohymenophorea; Peniculida; Parameciidae
Source: the annotation of a GenBank genome assembly
UAAUUAUUUGAGAUUAAAAUUAUGUUUGGAUAUAAACUUUGGACAAUAGUAAGAGAAAAGAGUGUUGUGAUAGUGGAACAAUUAGGAAAAUAUAAUAGAACUUUAUAACCUGGUUUGAAUUUCCUUAUUCCAUUAAUUGAUAGAGUAGCAUACAGUUAAUCAUUAAAAGAGGAAAUCUUACCUAUUGAAAAACAAUAAGUCAUUACAAAAGAUAAUGUUGCUAUACAUUUAGAUGGAAUAGCAUUUAUUCGUAUUAUUGAUCCCUUUAAAGCAUCUUAUUAAGUAUAUAAUUUACUUAUUUAAAUAGGUAAGUGAACCAUAAAAUGCUAUUAAAUUGUUAUGUCAAACUAUAUUGAGAUCUGAAAUUGGUAAAUUAAAAUUAGAUCAACUUUUAUAAGAACGUGCUGCAUUAAAUCGUGCAUUAUAAAAUGGUUUAAGUAAAGCAGCAGCAGAAUGGGGUUAUACAAGUUUAGGAGUAGAAAUAUUAUAAAUUGAUAUACCUGAAGAAAUUAGAGUUUCUAUGUAAGCAUAAGUUGUUGCUGAAAGAAAUAAAAGAAGAGAAAUAUUAGAAAGUGAAGGUAAAUAAAUUAGUGAAAUUAAUAUUGCAACAGGUGCAAAAACUGCUGCUAUUAAAAUUGCAGAAGGAGAUGCUGAAGCUGUUAGACUUGUUUCUUAAAAUGAAGCUAAAGCUUUAAAUUAAAUUAGUGAAGCUCUAUAAGAAUAAUCAAAAAAAAGAGUCUUAGAUUAUAUACUAUUAUAACAUUACUUAAAAGGAUACUCUUCAAUAUUAAAAUCAUCUAAAGUUGUUGUUGUUCCUAAAUCUCAAAAUGGAUAAGGAAAUGAUUACAUGAGUCUAGCUGCUAUGAUGAUGUUUAAUAAUUAAAACUCUCCACUUCAAAGAAUUAUUGAAGUCCCUCCAAAAUCAAAUGACAAUAAUAAUAAUAAUUCAACUUCAUAAUCAGAAAUCAGCUAAUUGACUCAAGAAUAAUUAGAUAAUCUAAUUAAGAAAAAUGUCUAUUAUAAUGAUCCAAGGUAUUUAUAUCAAUAUUUCUAGAUUAUACUCAGAUGAUGAAGAUAAAAGAACAAAUUGA